Molecule: messenger RNA, 3021 nt
Organism: Plasmodium relictum
Lineage: Eukaryota; Apicomplexa; Aconoidasida; Haemosporida; Plasmodiidae
Product: conserved Plasmodium protein, unknown function
Exons: 1
Coding region: 1-3021 (1006 amino acids)
Source: RefSeq, a predicted model, not a curated record
AUGAAUGAAAAUAAAAAGUUAGAUAUUAUUCGUAGUAUGCUAAACGCUUUAUUAGGUAACAGUGAAUUAAAAGACAAUAGUGAUAAUGAAAAAAUUAAACUUAAAAAAAAGUAUAUAGAAAAAUCCAAAAAAGUAAUUAUUUUUUAUAGAAAAUAUAUGAAUAUUUUAGAACAACAAGAAUUAGAAAAAUAUACAAAUUUAUAUGAUGUUAUAUUAAAUAAUUCAUUUGAAUAUUCAGAAAAAGAUGAUAUAGAUACAUAUAUGUAUUGUAAUGUUUUUCCUAUAUUAAAAAAAACAUUUGAUUCUUUUGUUUUAUACAUCUCCAAGAUAAUAACAUAUAAAAAUGAUGAUAAUAAUAAAAAUAUUAUAAAAAAUUUUGAUCCUAUUUUAUUAUUUUCCCAAUAUAUUAUACGAUUAACAGAUGAUGAAUUUUUUUUAAGUGAUGAUAAUAUUUCUGAUGUAGAUAUGAAUGAUAUUUGUUUUUAUAAUAAAAAAAUAGAGUAUGACAAUAAUAGCUAUUCAUCUUUAAGUAAAAAUGUAAAUAUAGAUAGUGUAGGAAUAGAUAAAGGAAUUAAUGAUUUUUAUAAUACAUAUGAUACACUAAUGCAAGAAAAUAAAUUAAAAGAAGAACGAGAAACACAAGAAAUUUUAAAAUGUAUUUAUCAAAAAAAAAAUAUAUUGUCAGAUGAAGAUAUUUCUUUGUAUGACAAUUAUUAUGAAGAAAAUAUAAAAUUAAAAGGAAAAUUGAGCGAUAAAAAUAACUCUUAUCAUUAUGGAAAUUUAAAAAUUUCAAAUUUAAAUAAUAAUGAUUCUAAUAUUUUAAAAUUAAGUCUUAAUUUAAAGAAUUCUAUUGAUAACAUUAACCAUAGUAUUAACAUAAAAAAUGAAACCGUUUUAGAGAAAAAACAAAAUGAGGAAGGUGAAAAUAAUGACUUUAACAGUAUUAUUAAACAAAUAGAACGCAAAGAAAGUUCUUAUUUUGAGAAAAAAAUUUUUCGACUAUUAAACAAAUGGAUAAAAGAAGAAGAAGGAAGAAGAUUCAUUAUAAAUCAGAAAUCAAAAAUUGAACCUUUAUUUAAUGAUUUUAAAAAGAAGAAUCAUACUGUUACUGAUAAAGAUAUAAUUCAUCUUUUAUUUUAUAUUGAUAAAAAUUUAUAUUUGAAUUAUUCUUUAGUGCAUCAGUAUAAUUAUAAUAAUUUUUAUUAUAUUUUUCAUUUGCAUUCAUCUUUUUAUUGUUCUGAUACUAAUAGCAUCACAUUUGAGGAAGUAUGGGAUUUUAUUGUUUCAAAUUUGCCAUUAAAUAAUUAUUUGUAUAAAGAAAAUAUUAUAAAGGGUUUGGAAAAAUUCGAAAAAAAAAAAGAAAUAGCUAAAAAUUUCAAUUUUACAAUUACAUUUAUUAAAAAUUUUUUUAUAUUUAUUUUAAUAGAUAUAUUUAUGCUUUUAUCAAAUUCAAUAAAAAUAUAUUUAUCUCUAAAUAAACUUAAUAUUUCUCAAAAUAAUUUAUUAGAUGAUCAAGAAAGUAAAAUAAAAUUAAAAAAUUUUUUUAUUCGUAUUGAUUCACUUACUCCUUUUUUUUAUUCAUCUUCAUCUGCAAUAUCAUCAGAAACAUCUUCAAAGUAUGAAAAUAGGAGUUAUGAAAAUGAUAGUGAACAUUUUGCUAAUUAUAAAACAUUAGAAAGUACUCAUAUCAUUAUUAAUAAUAAUAAUAUAAAUAAUAAUGAUAAUAUAAAUAAUAAUGAUAAUAUAAAUAAUAACGAUUUAAUUAAUAAUGAAAAUAUAAUUAAUAAUGAUAAUGUAACUAAUAAUGGUAAUGUAACUAAUAAUGGUAAUUUAAAUAAUAAUGCUACAAUUUGUAAUAACGAUAAUUAUGAUGUUUCAUAUGGAAAUUUAAAAAUAAAAGAGACAAAUGUAGAUAACAUAAAUAAAAUAAAUAAUAAAAGACAUAAAGAAAAUAUAUUAAUUUAUUUUUUAUUAUUGCUAUGGGGCAUUAAUAUAAAUUUCAAUACAUGCUUAGAUGAAUUUAUUAUUUCAGAUGAGUUAUCUUCAGAUAUAGGAGAAGAAGAAUUAAAAAAGAAAAGUAGUAAAUGUAAUAAAAUUUUAUAUGAAAAAAAAAGAGGAAAUUACAAAAAUGGCACAUAUGAAUAUAAAUAUCAAAGUGAUGAUACUAUAACAAUAAAAAGGAAAUCAAUUAAAAAAUUUCAAAGAUCACAGAGCUUAUCGUUAAAUUUAAAUAAUGAAAUAUUUAGUGUAAAUAAACAAGAAAGGAUGAAUGAAAUAAUUAAAAAUAAAAAAAAAAUAGAUAUGGAAGAAUUAAAAAAAAAAAAGAAAGAAAAAAAAGAAAAACAUUCUAAAGAUUUAUAUGAAUUAAAAGAAUUCUUUUACAAAAAAAAUUAUAACGAAAAAGUAAAAAAAAUAUUACAUUCUAUUGUAAAAAACAUAAAACCUAGAAAAAAAAAUUAUUAUGACAAGAUUAUUAAUAAAUUAGAAAAUAAAAAAGAAAAUAUAUUUUUAAAUAUAUUUGAAGAACAUAAUAUUGCUAAUAACAAUAAAAAUAGUAGAAAUAAAUUAAAAAAUUAUGACAUAAAGGAUAAAAAUAAUAUAAAAUAUCAUAGCAGUGAUAGUAAUAACAAUUUUAACAGUGAUAAUAAUGCUAAUUUAAAUAUAAAUGAUAAUAAUAAAAAUGUAAAUAACAAAUGUAAAUUAAUAGAUACUUUAGAUAUAUUAAAUGAAAAAGAAAUUAUGCUUUAUAUAAACAAUUUUAUAAAAACAUAUAUAAGAAAAAAAAAGAAAAAAAAUUCAUAUAUGAAAAAUGAAAAAAAAAGAACAGACAAAAGAAAAUUUAAUUUAACUUUUAAAAAAUCAAAAAAUCUUAAUUUACUUAGUUGCAUCUUAAUACUAUGCAACUUCAAAUUAUAUAAAAAGAAAUUUCUUGAUAAAUUUAAAACACAGCAUAUAUAUUUAUUAUUAUUCUUUGUCUAUUAUAUAAAUAUAAAAAUAGACUCAUUAUUUAAUGAUAUAUAA